AUGUAUGCUUAUUAUGGUUUAAGUGCUUGUGGAAGUCAUAUUCAAAAAUAUCUUUGGUGGAAACGUUAUUUAACACAAGCUCAAAUAAUUCAAUUUAUUGCAGUUAUUAUUCAUUCAGUUAUUAAUAUAUUAGCACCAUGUAACUUUCCAAAAAUUUUUGAUCUUACAUUUCUACUCUAUGGCAUAACAAUACUUUUACUUUUUGCAAAUUUUUAUUUACAAAGUUAUAUAAAGAAAGGAAAACGUCGAAACGAAGUAAAAUCACAAUAA
Molecule: messenger RNA, 270 nt
Organism: Adineta steineri
Lineage: Eukaryota; Metazoa; Rotifera; Eurotatoria; Adinetida; Adinetidae
Source: the annotation of a GenBank genome assembly